GUUUUAAUAUAUGGAAACAUGUACUGGAUUCUUUCAUUAUUCACCUUUGAAAGACAUUUAGGAACAGAGCAGUAUCUAGUGACUGCAAAAUCCGAAUUAGCACACAUUGAAAAUAAGGUAUCACCGAAAAGAAAAUUUUGCUAUUUGCUGCAUUAGGUACAUUUAUAUUCAAUGUAUAACAGCUCAGUUUUGUUUAGGGGUCUUAUCUGUGCCACUGUCCAUUGAUGCUGUUCUGCCGACCCCUCACAACAGCGCCCCCGAUCUGGCCUUUUGAGUUGGGCGCAUCACGACUGUGCGCGCCACUAGCUCAAACUAUUGUGCAUAAAAAAAAUCGUAUUUAAUUUAACUUAGUCAUAGGUCAAGUGACCUUUUUCGCCGAUAAUGACGAUGAUGAAACUUGCUCUAUCAAAAAUACGUAACCGGCCCGUAAAUAGGUGCUUCAAGUAACUUAAUGCUUUCAACGAUGCCUUCCCACUAGCUAGCUACCCAACGCACCAAGCAGAAAUGUCAGUUUUUCGUGAGCUUCCAGAACGCACUCUUCAGUGACUAACAGAAAUGGUGGUCAUCACUAUUAUUACUGGUAUGUGUUCGCGUAGACGAGCCUCAUAGCGAACUUAAGAAGAGAUUCCUGGCUACGCUGGUGAGCGAUAGCCUCACAGAAGUAUGCUCGCUCGCCAACUUCGUAGAAGCAUUUUCUGUGGGUCUUUUGGACGCCACCGCGUCAUAGGCACGAUCGUUCGAUUCGAGCCUUCUCCUCAAUCAAUCGCCGAUAUACGAGUCAAAAUAUUAGCAGAACCCCCUUCCCUGCUGGAGGUGGCGAUGAGCGACAAGCCAACGAGAUAUGCCGCCAGCCAAAGCAGUCAGAUAUCCAUUUCUUCUGUGGUUGAACUUGGCGUUGUCAUAUCCGCUGGUGGCGUUCGCCGGCAAACAGCAUCAGUUCCUAACACAGCUUUAGAGGCCGUCUUGUGGUAACCAACGUGUUCACGGUGCGGCAGACAGUUUGCUUGUUGCCCCCCUUCCCGGCAGCUACAUGUUUGCUCCUACUGUAGCUGGCUCGGUCGCUGCCUUUUGCGCCUUCGUCAUCUGAUUGGCUGUCUGAUUGUCCCGUGAGUGUUCGCCUACUCCUCACAUAUAGCCGCGGCGGCAUCUAAGAAAGAACGAUGAUUGUAGCCUUCGCCUCGCGCUGUUGCCUUAGUUGGUGUCACUACCCGCCUGAAGUCGCUGCGGCCGUCGCCGCGGCCAUCGUCACACGAGCUGCCCCUGCACAAGCCGGUUUUACGGCACGCGAAGCACUGCAGAUCGAGGGAAUACUCAAUGUUUCGUCGUGUGCCAGCAUCAGUAAAAGUAGUCCAAAGUGUUUUCGUUGUUGUGUAUAGAGUGGCAUUAGCGCGGCCAGCGACAGUGUUUCGUCUCCAGAAGCAGCUCGUAUCAUUGCGCUAAUGUUGUUGCGCGGGCGCCGACAUAGCGCCCAAAUGCCUGUAUAUCUAUACAGGGCGAGCGAUUUAUAGUGUAUUAGAUGGUAGAUUUGUUACAAAACAACAUGCGAUUGCUUGUUUAUGUUCGUGGGCCCGUGUUGUUUGCAUGUGUAUAAUUAGCGCGUCAAUUGUCAUUUGAAAAAUAGUGUCCGUCUCCACGUGGUUCCGAAGUGAGCCUGCAGUGGCUUGAGGAGAUCGUUGUGCGCCCGGCAGCACUUCUUUGGAACGACUCGCAAGGCCAGAUCUUUCGUAUAGUUGUGCAUCGAACGGAAUAGUGGGAUUUUCUUCAAUGACACGGUCACUUGCUCACAAAUAUGAUGACUGUCAAUGAACCUCGAACCGAGAGCAAUGCAAUAGGAUUGUUUGCCCCUACUCAAAUCAGCCCCUGGGGUUGAGGUGUUGACGACACGUUACUAGGCGCCUAGUGGAUAAGAUCACGUAUUUGCGUCAGCAGAACAAAAUUAGAUCGGUCUUCUACGAUUUAGACGUCGUAGAGUUGUGUUCGUUGUUUUCGUGGUUUUUGUGCGCUUUCCAAUAAUUGGAUUUCACGCCAAGGACCAUUUUUGAUUUUGCACGUCGUAUCUCUGUGAAAAAGUUAUAUAGUAGCUAAUCUUUCGAUAAAUUAGUUUCGUCAAUUUUGGAUAAGUAAAGAAUACUGAACUUGCCUCGUUGGAUAUGCAAUACGAUUGCAGAGGUGGGCUAUACGGAAAAUGCGAUGGAUUGUUCUAGGACUAUUCUGAGUUGCUGUACCAUAGAGAACGUAGCUCAAUUCGGAUUGAAGAUAUGAAACCAACCCAAUAUUAUUAACCACUCCAAAUGCUGACCGUCCAACGCAAAGUUGAGCCCGUUCCGGGCCAAUGUCAGAGACCACGCACUUAGUGGUAGCGGCAGGCGCACCAGAGUCUCGAAAGAGCUAGACACGGGCGGCCAUCAAAGUUCGACAAGCUGAACUUACUUGCUGUUCUUACGGAUGUCUCCAGUAUUGCGGCCACAUUGAGUGCCUCUAGGAAAAGAUCAAGUGAAAUGAUGCUAACCAUCUCACCGGCAACGAACUCAUGGCGUAAAUAAGUUCGAGCGGACAAGAUGAAGGCGGAUUGUGUGGACAAAUGGGUGUCGACCGUGUUUCGCACGCUCGGCGAGUCGAUCGCCCGGACUCCUGGCUAUUACAUCGUCGUACCAGUCAUGCUAUUCCUGACGCUAAGUACCGGUAUGCAGCGCAUAAAAUACCAGGACGAUCCGGAGUACCUGUUUAGUCCACAGAAUGGCCAAUCGCACAAAGAUCGCGAACGGUUAUUUCAGCUCUUCCCCCAGAACACCUCGCAAGACUUCGAUUUGAGCCGGCUAGUUACACCAGAGAAAUUCGGCCGAGUGAUCUUCUAUACGAAGCCUGGACAGAACAUCUUGCGCAAAGGAGUGUUCGACGACAUACUCAAGGUAGAUCAACUAAUUAAAAAUCUGUCUUCGACCUGGGACGACGAUACAAAGAACUGGUAUGAAAUUUGCGCGAAAUCUGAACCGCACGUGUGUUUCACUAAUGACAUAUUCGACUAUACGAUAGGAAAAUUACGCCUAGUGCCCGAAGAGGAUCAGGGCAGUAACGCGACAAUGGGUUUAGGAAUCAAGUACCCGUUGCACUUCAUUAACGCGACCCGUGAGAUCUACUUCCCUGGCGGCUUCCUGGGUGAGAUCAGAACGGAUGAAAAUAGUGAGAUCGUCUACUCCGAAGCAAUUAAUAUGUUUUAUUAUAUAGAGUCGAGUACGCGGAAGAAGCGCUUACGAGCUGAACAGUGGGAGAAUGAUUUUCUGAAGGCGAUGCCUAAAUUCUGUGAGGACCUCGAGCAUGUGAAUUGUGCCUAUUUUACCUCUCUGUCGCUCACCCAGGAGUUGGAACACAAUACAACGAAUGUGGUACCCUAUUUUAGUAUCACAGUGUUCAUCAUGUUAGCUUUUACGGUAUCGACCUGUCUCAUGGUGGACAAUGUGCGCUCAAAGCCGUGGUUGGGUAUGCUUGGUUGCCUGGCUUCCGGUAUAUCGGUUCUUGCCGCUUUCGGACUUACAAUGUACGUCGGGGUCGAGUUCAUAGCUAUCAACAUGGCGGCGCCCUUCCUUAUGCUUGGAAUCGGGAUGGAUGAUACGUUCGUGUUGCUUGCGGCAUGGCGACGGACCGAUCCCAAAAAAUCGGUGGUCGAACGAAUGGGAGAAACCUAUAGCGAGGCUGCAGUGUCCAUCACCAUUACAUCGCUAACUAAUUUUAUCAGCUUCAUUAUCGGCGCAAUUACGCCAUUUCCGUCCGUGAGGAUUUUCUGCGUCUACACGGCUGUUUGCGUGCUAUUUACGUACAUAUACCAGGUGACUUUUUUCGGCGCAUGCAUGGCCAUUGCUGGGUACGCUGAACGACGGAAUCUCCACGGUCUUUUCUGUUUUCCGACCCUACCGAGAUCACUGGCAAAAGAUAAGCCUUUGUGGUUUAAGGUGUUAUGUAGUGGCGGUCUCAACCCCAACGAUCCCAAGAAUCCGAAAGACAAUCAGGAGCAUAUCCUGAUGGUGUUCUUUCGGGAUACCUGGGGAGCGGUCCUUAGCAAAGGUUAUGUCAAGGUCAUGGUGAUAGCCUGUUUCCUUGUCUAUAUCGCAUUCGGUAUUGCUGGAUGUUGUCAGCUUAAGGAAGGUCUUGAAAGAUAUAAGCUUGCAACGGAUUAUAGCUACGCGAAGACCUUCUUUAAUAUUGACGAUAAAUUCUUCCGGAAAUAUCCUUAUCGGGUCCAGAUAUUCACGAAUGUCACACUCGACUACUGGAACCCAGAGACGCACGAACAUCUGAUGGAUAUGUUGGAUGAAUUCGAAAGUAGUGCCUACAUUGGCAAUACGGAACUGACCGAAUGCUGGUUCCGCGAGUUUCGCCGCCAGGCCGAAAAUAAUCAGCAGGCGCAGGUGUUCCUCGGUUCAUUCGACCUGAACGUUAAGGAAGACUAUAUCAAAGCACUGCGGCACAUGCUCAAAGUGGAGCCGUUCUCAACGUUUAAGCGUGAUAUUAAAUUCAAUGACGAUUUCACCGAAAUCAUCGCGUCACGCUGCAUCAUUCAGGCGACAGAUAUCCGGAAUGCUAACGAUGAAAAGGAAAUGGUUCUCGACCUUCGUCGAAUCGCGGAGAACUUUCCGGAACUCAAUCUGUCCGUCUACCACACGCUAUUCAUCUUCUUUGACCAAUUCAUUCUGGUACGAAGCACCAGCUUGCAGAACAUAAUCGUCGCUGCCCUGGUCAUGGUCGUCGUCGCUAUAAUUUUUAUACCAAAUCUGUCAUGCGCGUUUUGGGUGUGUUUCUCGAUGGCGUCAAUCGAGAUUGGCGUGCUCGGCUAUAUGACCUGGUGGAACGUAAAUCUCGAUUCGAUUUCGAUGGUGAACCUCAUCAUGUGCAUAGGAUUUUCGGUCGAUUAUUCAGCACACAUAUCAUACGCCUAUCUCACGGCUUCUGAACGAGACCCAAAUGCGAAAAUGCGCGAAGCCCUCCACAGUCUCGGAAUGCCAAUCUUCCAGGGAUCUAUUUCUACGGUAUUAGGUAUUAUUGUUCUGGCGUUCGCGCCUAGUUACAUCUUCCUUACGUUCUUCAAGACUGUGUUCCUGGUGAUUGUGUUCGGGGCACUGCACGGCGUCGUCCUGCUACCCGUCCUUCUUUCGCUCACCGACGGAAUCUGUAAGAAGACGAGCCAGAAGGCCACAUUCGGCCUUGACGGCGAAUCACACGCGCCCGAAAAUGGUCACGUGGCUUUCAUCUACGGCAGCUCACCGCCACAGGGUCAUCAGUUGUACAAGCCCACGUUUGACAGCAUAGUCCACUUCGAAGCUGGUAAAGCCGGUGCCAAUGGUCAGGAGUACUUUUCGCCCUACAGUUCGCCGAACGGCACCUACCUAAACAAGGGCCUUGUCCUUGAGGGUGACGAGGGUUCGCUACGACUUGGCACCCUGGUAGGCAACGGUGAGCUUGUGGCCGAAGGUGGCGGCAAAGAGAAGCUCAAUCCUGCUUAUCUUGAAGAGGAAGAAGACAAAGAAGAGGCCGCCUCGCAAAAGUCCUCCGACAGCGGGCUGGCCGACACCGUGGAGUACCGCGAGCAGAACAAGGAAUCUCAGUCAAACAAACAAAUGUAUCAUAUAUAGAUAAGCACAUGCCCUAAAAGCAAAUCAGAAAGUAAUGAUUAAUAUUAGAAAUAAUGAUACAAAUAAUAAAUAACAAUAUUGUAAUGUUUGUAACGAAAGUAACAAAAACAUCAACAAUAUACGGAAAUGCAUAUUUCAAAAUACACAGAUAGCAGUAGUAAAGGGUGGAAAAAAUCGCCCAACGUACAAAAAAAUAGACACAAGAAAUUGAUGAAGUUAGUGUAAACUGAUUAUAAUGAUUGUGUGGUGAAAUCGAUAAAGAAAAAGGGAAAAGGUUGUUGUACGAAGCAUGAGAGGCUAAGACAAGUUGAAGUGUGAUGCGUGACUUCAUUGCAGAACCGGGAGACAAGGCCGUACUUAAAAUGGCAUGCCACGCACCAUUUAACUAACCGUUAUGGUUGAAAUGUGUGAAGCUAGUUACAAAUAUAGCGACUCUAGACUGCAUCAUUGUCUUAUAGUGUUGUGCCGUUAAAAGCUCUUCUAUUGUUUACUGAAAGUGCGCAGAUUGUUGAACUAGUCUAAAUAUUAUCGCCACUCAUUUAGUAUAUAUUAUUCGUUUGGUCCCACAUCGAAGCACUGAAGUGCUGCCCGAGCAUUUUCCGUGCGCGAACGAACCUGAGACGUCACUGGUAGGACAGAUACAUGGCCAUAACAUACGACGUGAUCAAAUAGGGAGAGCACCAAAUAGAGAUAACCCAGUAAAAAAUGUUAUUUAAUAGUAGUAGUUAACUGCCUCGUCGCUACCCUGUCUCAUGUAAGAUGACUAAAAUGGAAAUCAAUUAAUAUUUAGUGCUAGUAAUAUCUAUUCGUCGGUAUGUUGGAAUACAGUCCAAGGCAUCUGAGCCUUAUUUCAGUGUUACUUUCGACUUGUUUCAUAAUGUAAUCUGCAAUACCUUAUUUACUUGUCCAAUCCGUCGAGACACCGCGUCGCGCUUGCAUGGCCGCGCUUUGAAAAGAUCAGACGUCAUUCAUCAGUAUCAGGAAUAGCCCUUCUUCGAGGAAAAAGAUGUAAUCCUGCAGGUACAAUGAAAUCAUGGUUCAUAUAUAUACUACAAAGACAACAUGACAUAUAACUUUUUCCGUAGCACCUCGAUGUUAGACAAAGAUACACCAUUAAUAGAAAGAAACAUGUAUGCCUUUUCUGAGGUAUAAUGUGUACAAAAGAAAAUCAUGGCUGUACAUAGAAUGAUCCUUAAGGAAGACUAAUUAUAGGAGAGGAAACAAUAGCACGUAAGCUGCACUGAGAGAUAGUAAAGUUAGGCGAAUUCAGCCGUAGAUAGUCGGAUACAAAAGAAAGGUAAAACAAAGUAAUUGAAUGGAGCACCGGUACGUGUCAGAAUUAGCUAUAUUAUAACGCCUUCUACUAUGGUCGAAUUUUGUUGCCAGCCUGAAUUGUUUUUUGAAAUCCUGUGCGCAUGGCAGUGGAUUUGAUCUUGGUGGAAAUUCGGGCGCUUCGCGAACAGUAUUAGCUUCGCAUGGGCACGUUAUUGUGUGUACGAUGGACUGUGGCUGGUGGUCUGCUUCAAAAUUUAGUUCCCGCGAAAAAGGUCGUUUUUCGCGGACGCCAUACAAAUGACCCACCAUCAAAUUGGGCUCGUUCGACGCUAACUAGAUAGAGAGUAUCAAAAAGUAAAGUAAUGAUAAUAAUAAUAAUAUAAUGUAAGUGCAAGGAAACAGAAAGGAAAGAAUUACAGAUAGCUAAAACAUAUGGGCUACAAGAUAAUAAUGUACGAAGUGGUCGAGGUGAUGAGGAUCGGAGAAGCGUGAUUUUCUUUGCCAAUACUCUGAAGGUCAGACGAUGCUGAUAUAGUGGAAGGUCAGUUGUGUAAUAUUAUUUAAUUAUUAUUAAAAUUAUUAUUACAGUAAUAGGAACAAUGGGAGAAUGUUGCAUCGAUAUUGAUUAUAAUGAUGAUGAUAAUGAUUAUAAUCAAAUGUAUUUAUUGAGCGCAAUAACGCACGUUGGCGUUCAAGGGCAUAAGUGAAAAGGUAGCGAAACAAGAUAGACAACAUUCAAAUCAGUAUGAUGUUAACGUGAAGAACAGCGAAGACAUAGAACGUUAACACGUUUAGGUGAAUUUAUAGAUUGUCUCUCGAAAAAACAAAGGAAUGUUAAAGAAACAAAAUAAACUAUCCCUCGAUGUA
Molecule: messenger RNA, 7766 nt
Organism: Varroa destructor (honeybee mite)
Lineage: Eukaryota; Metazoa; Arthropoda; Arachnida; Mesostigmata; Varroidae
Gene: Ptr
Product: patched domain-containing protein
Cellular component (GO): membrane
Source: RefSeq, a predicted model, not a curated record